AUGCCGUCUGCUCACGUCCCCAAGAAAACCCAAGUGCUCGUUAUCGGCGGCGGUCCCGCAGGCAGCUAUGCUGCCGCCGCUCUCGCCCGAGAAGGCAUCGACGUCGUCCUCCUUGAAAUGUCUAUCUUUCCCCGAUACCACAUCGGAGAGUCUCUUAUUCCCUCCGUUCGACACUACCUACGCUUCAUCGGCGCAGAGGAGCUCAUCGCCACCCAUGGCUUUGCUACCAAGCCUGGCUCCGCCAUCAAAUUCAAUCAGUAUAUGCGCGAGGGUUACACGGACUUCGUCGCGCUCGGAUCCGACAACGCCGCCUGGAACGUCGUCCGCGCAGAGUUCGACCAUCUCCUGCUCCAGCAUGCCGCCGCCUCCGGCGCACGCGUCUUUGAGCAGACCCGCGUCACCGAGCUCCUGUUCGACGCACAGCCUGCGAAAACAGCAACGCCCGCUACGCCCGCCCGGCAGAGCGCGCAUCGGCCGUCACUCAACCGCAAGGUGUCCGCCGGCAGCUCGAGCUUGAGGGCCGUCGCCGAGGAGAGCCCGCUUCCCGCUGACGCUGCGAGCAGUGGGACGACGUCGAAGAAAAGCGAACAAGACGUGGGCUUUGGUCGGCCGAUCAAGGCGAUCUACGAGACGGCCAACGGCGGCAGGGGCGAGAUCGCGUUUGAGUACCUGGUCGACGCGAGCGGGCGCGCGGGCGUGAUGAGCACGAAGUACCUCAAGAAUCGGCGGGUCAACGAGAGCCUCAAGAACGUCGCCGUGUGGGGCUACUGGCGCGGCACGGGCAUGUACGGCAAGGGGACGGCGAGAGAGAACGCGCCCUACUUCGAGGCACUCAGCGACGAGUCUGGCUGGGCGUGGUUCAUCCCCCUGCACAACGGGCUCACCUCCGUCGGCGUCGUCAUGGCCCGGAAAGAGCUCGGCCUGCGCUCGCGCGCGUCCUCCUCCGCCUCGCCCUCCUGCUCUCCCGCGCCAUCCUUCACCAGCCCCGCCGCCGCCCCAGGGGGUGCGAGCGCGCGCCCGCGCUCGUUGUCGACCCUGUCCACGCGCACGGCGUCGACGCUCGCGGAGCGCUACCUCGGUUUCCUCCAGCUCGCGCCGGGCGUGCGCGAGCUGAUCGGCGAAGGCGCGCUCGUGGACGUCGCGGGCCCCGGCAUGGGCAUGGGCGUGGGCAGCGAGCAUGAGCGGGCCUGGUCCGGUGGGGAGGAGGCGAAGGCGGUGAGGAGCGCGAGUGACUAUAGCUACCACGCAGACGCGUAUGCGGGCGAGGGGUGGAGGCUCGUGGGGGAUGCGGGAGCGUUCAUAGACCCGUUCUUCUCGUCGGGCGUGCACCUGGCGAUGACGGGCGGGCUGAGCGCGGCUGCGUCGAUCUGUGCGAGCGUGCGCGGGGACUGCACGGAGGCGGAGGCGGCGCGGUGGCAUAGCAGCCGCGUGGCAGUCUCGUACACCAGGUUCCUCGUGGUCGUCCUGAGCGCAUACAAGCAGAUCCGCUCGCAGUCCACCAACGUCCUGGGCGACAUCUCCGAGGACAACUUCGACAGGGCGUUCGCGUGCCUGCGGCCCGUCAUCCAAGGCGGCGCCGAGAUGGGCACGCGCCUCUCCGAGGACGAGCUCCAGCGCGCGCUCGACUUCUGCGUCCACCUCUUCGACCCGACGACGCCCGAGCAGCACGAGCGCGUCCGCCGCACGCUCGCGAACCUCGCCGUGCACCCCGACGCCGAGCUGGGGACCCACGUCGACUGUGGGGGCAGCGCCGCUCAGGGCCAGCCCCUCCUGGACGUCCGCGCGCCGAUCGUAGACCCGGCGAAGCUGGAGAAGCUGCUGCGCUUCCGUUUCCGCCGUGGCUCCGGGUCGUCUGCGGAUCCUCGCGCCCAGGAGAGGGCGGAGACGAGGGGCGUGGCGGGGGCGGGGGCGGCGCCGGGGAUGGAGGACGCGGAGGUGCAGAUGGUGCUGGAGAAGGUGAACGCGCGGCGGGUAAUCCAUUCGGAGCACGGGGACGCACUGAAUAGUUUGGAGGAGGAGGCAGUGGAUGGGUUUGUGGUGAAGCUGGAGAGGGGUAAGCUGGGCUUGAGGCGGGCGGGGACGGUCUGA
This is a messenger RNA of Fomitopsis serialis, 2088 nucleotides long. RefSeq lists its product as uncharacterized. The transcript has 10 exons. The record is from RefSeq and is a predicted model, not a curated record. The coding region runs from base 1 to 2088 and encodes 695 amino acids. NCBI's taxonomy places the organism in Eukaryota, Fungi, Basidiomycota, Agaricomycetes, Polyporales, Fomitopsidaceae. Gene Ontology annotation, molecular function: monooxygenase activity.